AAUAUCAAAUAUCCUUCCCCCGCUCCCAAAUCUACCAGAAAUUAGGGUUUAGGGGGUUCUAUACAGUGCUGUGCAAAUCCAUUCACUACAGUUGUUCCCCGCCCAACAAUUUAGGGCUCUCAUCAGGGUUUUUUCACAAUGAUGUACGGUGAUCCACAACAGCAGCAGAACCAGCCGCCGCUGCCGCAAGGUGGGGAAUUCCCGAGAGGUCCUCCUCCAUCGCUUCCGCAAAUGAUGCGGCAGCCCUCUGCUUCUUCCACUACUCUUAACUCAGAGUAUCACCACCCUGGUCAUCCUCCUCAGAUUCCUCCUUAUGAGGCUCAUGGUGAUAAUUUUGCCGCCAAAAGAAUGAGAAAGAUGACCCAAAGGAGGGCUGUCGAUUAUACGAGCACUGUUGUGCGAUAUAUGCAGGUUCGUACGUGGCAGCAGAACUUAAUGGACAGGACAACAUUGCAGCCUACUCCAGCAUCAGCAAUCGAUAUGUUGCCUACAGCUGCCUAUUUAGAUAAUCCGUCCUCAAGUUUUGCUGCUAAAUUUGUCCAUACAUCUCUAAAUAAAAACCGGUGUUCAAUUAAUCGUGUUUUGUGGACUCCCACUGGUAGACGUCUCAUCACGGGUUCUCAAAGUGGAGAAUUUACUUUAUGGAAUGGACAAUCAUUUAAUUUUGAAAUGAUCCUUCAGGCCCAUGAUCAAGCCAUCAGAUCUAUGGUCUGGAGUCACAAUAACAACUGGAUGGUUUCUGGUGAUGAUGGGGGCACAAUAAAGUAUUGGCAGAAUAACAUGAAUAAUAUUAAGAUCAAUAAAUCUUCUCACAAAGAAUCAGUUCGUGACUUAAGUUUUUGUAGGACAGAUUUAAAGUUUUGUUCAUGUUCUGACGAUACUACUGUAAAAGUCUGGGACUUUGCCCGGUGCCAGGAGGAGCGUUCGUUAACUGGCCAUGGUUGGGAUGUCAAAAGUGUAGAUUGGCACCCUACAAAAUCCUUAUUGGUUUCAGGCGGAAAAGACAACCUUGUGAAGCUUUGGGAUGCUAAGACAGGGAGAGAGCUUUGCUCUUUUCAUGGCCACAAAAAUACAGUACUUCGUGUCAAAUGGAAUCAAAAUGGUAACUGGGUGUUGACUGCUGGAAAGGAUCAGAUCAUAAAGCUUUAUGAUAUCAGAGCUAUGAAGGAACUUGAAUCUUUCCGAGGCCACAGGAAGGAUGUGACUGCAUUGGCUUGGCACCCGUUCCAUGAAGAAUAUUUUGUCAGUGGGAGUUUUGGUGGAUCCAUUUUCCAUUGGGUUGUUGGGUGUGAAACUCCACAGGUGGAAAUUCCUAAUGCACAUGAUAAUAGCGUAUGGGAUAUUGCUUGGCAUCCUAUUGGAUAUCUUCUAUGCAGUGGUAGCAAUGAUCACAUGACAAAGUUUUGGUGCAGAAAUAGACCAGGAGAUACUGCUCGUGAUAAAUAUAACAUGGGACAGAACCAAGGAUAUGGUGAGCAAAACCCAGCACUAGUUGCUCGUAUGCCUGGUAAUUUUGCUGUGCCUGAAGGCCCAACAACUCCAGGACCAUUUGCACCUGGAUUGACUCAAAAUGAGGGUACAAUACCUGGUAUUGGAGUUGCGAUGUCUCUUGAUGGGUCUUCUCAAGGAGACCAAAAGCAGCCUCUUCCAGGUUCCAUGCCUUUUGGAGCUCCUCCUCUUCCUCCUGGACCACAUCCAUCUCUUCUUGCAGGCAAUCAGCAGCAUGGAUAUCAACAAACCCCUCAACAGAUUCAACAACAGUCACUACAACAGCAAAUGCCUCCUAGGCCUAUUGUACCUCCGAAUAUGUCACAGCUACAGCCUGGAUCUCAUAGGCCCAUGCUUCCACAUCCUCAUUUACAACGCCCUCAACCACAAAUGCCUCCCCAUGUUGUUCCUUCACCUGGACCAUCAUCAAUUCCAAGAUCUUUGCCUUCACAUUCAUCACAUCAAAUGCCAAUGCCUGGUCCAAUGGGUGUGCAAGGUACAAUGAAUCAGAUGCCUCCUCCGAUGCCCCAAGGCCAUUUUAGGGGGAUUAAUCCAAUGCACCCGAGAUCCUUACCAAAUAGUGGUGCCCCUUCAGUUGGAGGUUUUCCAAAUGGUAUGCAAAAUAUGCAGGGCCAAGCAAAUGUGGGUGGGGGGCAAAUGUAUCCCCAGGGUGGAGGAGCAUUCAAUCGCGGACAGGGUGGGCAGAUGCCAAUGAUGCCAGGGUUCAAUCCUUACCAGUCAGGUGGUCAAUCUGGUAUGCUGCCUCCACCACAAUCAUCAGGUCAUCCACCGCACGGCCAACUGCCUCCAUAAACCGAUGAUUUCUAGAAAUUUUUAUAAGUCAUGCUGCCAUUUAACUUAAGUGGAAAAGCAUCAGGUCACUUGCCUAUUCCUUUUAGUUUUGUUGCCUUUGCUUUUUGUUUACUUUUUUUGGGAGCCUUAAAAUUAGUCUUCGCUAGAAUAGUUUUGUUGCCAAGCAAAUGGUAUUUGUUGAGUUUUACAAUAAUGUAUUUUUUUUAGAAUGUUUGAAAGCUUAAUCAUUUUGACCUGUGA
Molecule: messenger RNA, 2541 nt
Organism: Hibiscus syriacus
Lineage: Eukaryota; Viridiplantae; Streptophyta; Magnoliopsida; Malvales; Malvaceae
Product: flowering time control protein FY-like
Exons: 18
Coding region: 139-2301 (720 amino acids)
Cellular component (GO): mRNA cleavage and polyadenylation specificity factor complex
Molecular function (GO): protein binding
Source: RefSeq, a predicted model, not a curated record